Lepus europaeus (European hare) is the source of this 4339-nucleotide messenger RNA. RefSeq names its product MCF.2 cell line derived transforming sequence-like 2 (gene MCF2L2). The record is from RefSeq and is a predicted model, not a curated record. Bases 176 to 3448 code for a protein of 1090 amino acids. The transcript is spliced from 31 exons. Gene Ontology annotation, cellular component: cytoplasm. Gene Ontology annotation, molecular function: guanyl-nucleotide exchange factor activity. Lineage: Eukaryota; Metazoa; Chordata; Mammalia; Lagomorpha; Leporidae.
GGCCCCAGGUCCGCUGGCCUCGGCUGCGAGUGACCCUUGCGCCUGACGACCGCGAGGACCAGUGCGAGGGUAGAGCAUCCUCGGUUGGAGAUGCCGAGACAGAAUAAUCCACAGCCGCGGUGGAAACAGGGUCUUUUGGCUUUGUUUUGGUAACAAGGAGUGUUUUCUCGGUGAAAUGCUGUAUUCGUUAAAAGAAGAAAUGGCCCCCCAGGAGCUCACCCGGCGACUGGCCACCGUGAUCACUCAUGUCGAUGAAAUUAUGCAACAGGAGGUCAGGCCGUUGGUGGCAGUGGAUAUAAUAGAACAGCUUCACAGACAGUUCGCCAUUCUCUCAGGAGGCCGAGGGAAGGAUGGUGCCCCCAUCAUCACUUUUCCAGAGUUUGCGGGGUUCAAACGCAUCCCAGAUGAGGACUUCCUCAAUGUCAUGACCUACCUGACCAGCAUCCCCAGUGCGGAGGCCGCCAGCAUCGGAUUCGUCAUUGUUAUCGACAGACGAAGGGACAAGUGGAGCUCCAUAAAGGCAUCCUUGACACGAAUAGCUGUGGCGUUUCCAGGAAACUUGCAGCUCAUAUUCAUCCUCCGCCCACAUCACUUUAUCCAGAGGACAUUCACUGAAAUUGGCGUUAAAUACUAUCGAGAUGAAUUUAAAAUGAAAGUCCCGAUCAUCAUGUUAAACUCCAUUUCUGACCUGCAUAGCUACAUUGACAGAAGCCAGCUGACCCAGGAGCUGGGGGGAACUCUGGAGUACCGCCACAGCCAGUGGAUCAGCCACCGCACUGCUAUUGAAAAUUUUGCUGUGACCUUGAAGACCACUGCCCAGAUGCUGCAGACGUUUGGGGCCUUCCUGGCCAUGACAGAGCUACCCAGAGGUGUGCCAUGCACUGAAGACCUCCUCAUGUCCCACACAAGGCAGAGGGACAAGCUGCAGGAUGAACUGAACUUACUUGGAAAACAAGGGGCCACAUUGCUGUCCUGCUUCCAAGGACCAGCAACAAAAAAUCCCACUGGCAGACUCAAUCCCAGCGAACUGGAGAAUGUAGCUACCAUGGAAAGGUUACUAGUUCAGUUGGAUGAGACAGAGAAAGCCUUUGGUCAGUUUUGGUUUGAUCAUCAACUGAAGCUUAACCAGUGCCUACAACUACAGCAUUUUGAGCACAAUUUUUGUAAGGUGAAACUUGCCCUGGACAAUCUGUUGGAAGAACAGGCGGAGUUUACAUGUAUUGGAGACAGUGUGAUGCAUGUGGAACAACUUCUUAAGGAACACAAAAAACUGGAGGAAAAAGGCCAGGAACCCUUGGAAAAGGCCCAGCUGCUUGCUCUGGUUGGGGACCAGUUCAUCCAAAACCACCAUUACGCAGUGGACACCAUCAGGCCCAGGUGUGUGGAGCUCAGGCACCUUUGUGACGACUUCAUCAAUGAAAACAAGAAAAGAUAUGACAUUUUAGGAAAGUCCUUGGAGCUGCAUAGACAGCUAGACAAGGUCAGCCAGUGGUGUGAAGCAGGGAUCUUCCUCUUGGCUUCCCAAGCUGUAGACAAGUGCCAGUCUCGAGAGGGGGUUGACGUUGCCUUGAAUGACAUUGAGACAUUCCUGAGCACAGCCAAGGAGUGCCGGUUGCUCAGCCCCAAGGAGUUUUACAACCAGUUUGAGCUGAUACUCACCCCCGAUGUAAAGGCCAAAGCCCAGCGAGUCCUGCAGAAGCUGGGCGACGUGCAGGAAGUCUUUCACAAGAGGCAAGUGAGUCUGAUGAAACUGGCAGCCAAGCAGACUCGCCCCGUGCAGCCUGUGGCCCCCCAUCCCGAGUCCUCCCCAAAAUGGGUGUCACCAAAAACCAGCCAGCCCUCUGCAUUGGCUCCUCCCCAGAGAACAUCUGAGGAACUUCGUACAGAGGCAGAUUUGAAUUCACUGGAUAAGGAUGCUGAUCGGACUAAAUUUGGAGUCAAGAAUGAAGAAGUACUUGAAUGUCACCAUGCUGGGGAGGACCCUGGGCGGGCACAGCUGGACACUGGACAGGGCCUUCCUCCCAGCAGACGCAUUGUACGUGACUUGCUUGAGACAGAAGAGAUUUACAUAAAAGAAAUUAAGAGCAUAAUUGAUGGAUAUAUCACUCCAAUGGACUUUAUUUGGCUGAAGCAUCUAAUUCCAGAUGUUCUUCAGAAUAACAAGGACUUUCUCUUUGGGAAUAUUAGAGAACUUUAUGAAUUUCACAACAGGACUUUCCUAAAAGAAUUGGAAAAGUGCACUGAAAACCCUGACCUUCUGGCACGUUGCUUUAUCAAUAGAAAAGAAGAUCUUCAAAUAUAUUUUAAAUACCAUAAGAAUCUGCCCCGAGCUAGGGCAAUAUGGCAAGAAUGUCAAGACUGUGCCUACUUUGGGGUAUGCCAGCGCCAGUUGGGUCACAAUCUGCCUCUUUUUAAGUAUCUUCGAGGACCAAGCCAAAGACUGAUGAAAUACCAGAUGCUGCUGAAGGGUCUGCUGGAUCUUGAGUCUCCUGAAGAUUUGGAGAUAGACCCAGGUGACCUAGAAGGAGGUGUGGAGAAGGAUGGGCCCCAAAGGACGAAGGAUUCUGCACUCUCAGCUGAACUGCAGCAAGCUUUGGCAGUGGUCGAGGAUUUGAUCAAGUCCUGUGAGCUGGCUGAGGGCCUGGCAGCAGUCACUGGAUGUCCGGAUGACAUUGGAAAACUGGGCAAGCUGUUGAUGCAGGGCCCGUUCAACGUCUGGACGAUUCACAAGGAUCGCUACAAAAUGAAGGAUUUUAUUCGAUUUAAGCCCAGCCAGAGGCAAAUCUAUCUAUUUGAAAGGGGAAUCGUGUUCUGCAAGAUCCGAAUGGAGCCCAGUGACCAGGGGUUCUCUCCUCAUUACAGCUUUAAGAAGUCUAUGAAGUUGGUGACACUUUCAAUUCGCCAAGUUGGAAGGGGGAGCAAUAAAAAGUUUGAAAUUGCCAACCGAAGUGGGCUGGAGAAAUACAUUGUGCAGGCAACUUCAAAAGAAGUCAGAGAUUGCUGGUUCUCAGAAAUAAGUAAAUUACUGAUGGAACAAGAAAACAAUGGUAAAGGGUCUGCAUCAGGAGGAAGCUGGAGUCAGAGGUGGAGGCGGGCGUGGAACCCAGGCCACGGGAAUCUACAGUUUGAAGCCAGUACUAGAGGCAGUGGAGUUGAACGUGUACCCUGGAUGGAAACCACGUGGAGAGCCUCUGCUAGCAAGGAAGAGCCGGUGUCCCGCGUGCCCGGGAUGAAAGGCUGCUGCAGCGGGGAGUCUAUCUCCAAGGAAAGCGGGGACGGCGGUGAAGGUGCCCAAGUCCUGGCAAAGGAGAGCAGCGCUCUGAGUCUCUCGGGGCUCUUCCAGCUGGACGACGGUUAUGAAACCUGCACCUGCCCGGCAGUUCUCCCGGAGAGCCCCCGAGGGGAGAGGGAAGAACGCGACGGGACGGACAGAAGUACUUGGAAUUAGAAUUAUUUCAUCUGCCAGUCAGGAUUGAAGCAGGAGAGACAGUGCACCUGUUGUUUUAACAGAGAACUUAACAUAAAGAAGUGCUACACAGCCGCUGCGGAACCAGAGUGUGGCCGGGCACAGGUGGGGUGAUGACAGCUCCUAGGCUUGGUGGGGGUGACCCCUUGGCUGGGCUCAGUCCUCUGAGGAGCUGGCACUAAGGGUGCAGGUGGGGACAUGGGUGCCGGGAGCUGGGUGUGGGGCUCCGAGGAAGGGACACGGCCAGGCCAGCCGGGCUGGCGUCCCUGAGGGGCCAGGUGAGGGUGUCUGGGAGGGCUGGAGACAUGGCCACCUGGAACUCACUGGGAGGGCUGGGGACAUGGCCACCUGGAACUCGGUGCUGCUGCGGGACCAGCUGUGGCUCUCAGGGUGUGCACCAGGCCUGGAUGGACCCACGGAAGGCCCUGGCAGCCUGGCAGAGGACAGAGGUGUGCCCUGGAAGCCGAGAACACGCCACUUAGCACCCGGCGCGCUGAGCUCACGUUCCAGCAUGAGCAGCGGCUUCCGCUUCUGCAGUUGUCGCGGGUGAGCUGAUGGCCCGUGUUCAUGGCCAGGCGUCUGGCUGAGCCCUCUGUCCCUGCUUUGCUCCUGGAAUGGCGUGGGCCAGCUAAUACCUGAGACGAGGCUCUCCCAUCGGACUCAAAACAGUCAUUUCAGAGUUCCAGGAAAAUAAUGUGUCUCCCUUUGUUCCUAAAGGCCUGUGAUCAGGGGAAUCGGCAAGGGGGAAGAUGCGGGGCCAGCCUGUCGCUGUGCAGCUGGCCAGCAGGUGCCUCUUUGAGAUCUCUUUGGAAUUUAAGCUGUGUCGUGCCCCUCCCCCUUUCUCACAAUGAAAGACCUGUCUGGUGGACUCUG